GCCUGUAAGUAUCAAGUAUCCAUCAUUGACGUCACGAGACAAGCUUUUGGUGGAGUGCUUCACUAGAAACCAGUUUCGUUCGAGUAUAGCUAGAUUGUGCGAGGAAAUGUGAACAUCACUAGUACCGAAGAUCGAGACGAGCUCAUUUUUUGUUUUGGAGAAAACACGUCCCGAUCUUCACCUGGUCACAGGCAAAGCCCAAUGCUAACGGAGAUAGGAUAUUGUACCAGUUGUUGGCUUACUUCCAAGAUCAGCGCACGUUACUAAAGUAGACAUGACUAGAAUUGUGACUGCCUCAUCAUUAGGCAUCGUGUUAUUUAUGAUUCUUUCGACCAAAGAUCAACAGGUUGAGGGCUGCCGGUGUGUUAAGAAGGACGAAUGUAGCGCUGCCAAUAGCACUAACGUGUUCGUGGUUCCUUCCGAAUUCAGUGGCAAUGUUGGACACCUGAGUCAAGUGAGCGAAAUGUUUGAUUUGAGAUUGGACGAAGGCUGCGAUUUACUGGAAACAUGCUGUGAAGAGCAAGAUAUUGUGGCUGCUAUCGAGCCCAAUAAAAGAUCCACCUUUGAUCAAUGCGGCAUGCGUAAUCAGCAAGGAAUAGGCUACAGGCUGGUUGGCGAUAAAAUUGGAAUAUCCGAGUAUGGUGAGUUCCCGUGGACGUUGAUGGUGCUUCGGUCGGAGAUGGUCUUUGACGUCCGCAAGGAGGUGUACAUGUGCGCAGCCUCGCUGAUCGCGCCCAAUGUCGCAUUAACGGCAGCACAUUGCCUGAGGGAGUAUCGGAAUGAGAAAAUCUACGUUCGUGCCGGCGAAUGGGACACAAGUUCUGAUAAGGAAAAAUAUGCCACCCAGACUCGUCAAGUUAAAAACAUCAUAAACCACGAAAGAUACAACGAUCAUCACCACAACAACAUAGCGCUGCUAGUAUUGGAAGCUCCUUUCAAUGCCGACGAGAAUAUUCAGACCAUCUGUUUGCCCCCUCCGAAUGCAAAUUUUGAUGGCCAAGAGUGUUUUACCGGCGCUUGGGGAAAAGAUGACUUCAACAAGGGUAAAAUUCAAAACAUUCUUCGUCGAGUAGAGGUUCCCAUUCUGCCUCACAGACAGUGCCAGGAAGAUUUCCGAAAAACUCGUUUGGGGCCACUUUUCGUUCUAGACAAGAGCUACAUUUGUGCCGGUGGCGAAGAAAAGGUGGAUGUGUGUACGGGAGAUGGCGGAGCUCCUUUGGUUUGUGCUUCCUCCGGCAACAGUGAUCAGUACUACCAAGUGGGUAUCGUGGCAUGGGGAAUAGGGUGUGGCCAAAAGGGAGUUCCAGGGGCCUACACCAAUGUUCCCAUGUUCGUUGAUUGGAUUCAGGGAAAAUUGAGGGAGCUUGGAUCCUCUAAUAAGGGGUCCCAGUGGACCGCGGUAUAGAAGGACACUUUCAAAUUUGCAGUAUGCAUUUACAUAAUUUUAUUUAUCCGUUUAGCGAAUAGAAUGAAAGAAAUAAUAAAAUAUUUACCUAGAA
Messenger RNA from Uranotaenia lowii, 1499 nucleotides. RefSeq names its product phenoloxidase-activating factor 2-like. The coding region runs from base 275 to 1405 and encodes 376 amino acids. Gene Ontology annotation, biological process: proteolysis. The record is from RefSeq and is a predicted model, not a curated record. The transcript is spliced from 5 exons. NCBI's taxonomy places the organism in Eukaryota, Metazoa, Arthropoda, Insecta, Diptera, Culicidae. Gene Ontology annotation, molecular function: serine-type endopeptidase activity.